AUGUACGCGUGCCAGACCUGCCAAUCGGCUAUUCGAUUGUUUGCGGAGGCAGCCCACAACGCACAACACGCCGCAGCAUUCAGCAAGGUCCCUCAGAUUUUUCCCGGAAAUGUUCCGAUCCAAGGCCAUGGACAUCUUGCGACCACCGCAGCCGGACCUAUUUUGGUUCGAGUUUGCCAGUCCCUUGUUAUUGCGGGGGCUCAAGGAGGUCGGUGGGACCUUCCAUCACCACAGGAGGACUGCGAAAGUUCAACGAUGUCCAUAUCUUGUGCAAUCCACUUCAUGCCGAUCGCCUUGACUCUGACAAUCCUGGCUCCGGCGGUCCGGGGCGCUGUAGUUGCCGCCAAUGAGAAGGCCCGAGUCUCGGUGACAGCCACCGGCAAAGCAGAAGACGAGGCUGCGCAUCACACUAUGCGAAGAGCUUCCGGAGAAGGAGCUUCUCUGGCAUCUGAAGGUGGCGAGGACAACUGGGUCGAGAACGUGGGAGGAGGUCCACAAGGCCCACCAGCAACGCUUCCUCUAGCGAUGCACGACUGGAAGGGGCCCCGGCUGAAUCUCCCACAGGAUCUGCGACUGUACAAAGGCCGGGAAGCAGGGCUCUGA
Messenger RNA from Symbiodinium sp. CCMP2592, 603 nucleotides. The record is from the annotation of a GenBank genome assembly. NCBI's taxonomy places the organism in Eukaryota, Dinophyceae, Suessiales, Symbiodiniaceae.